AUGUCCGUCUUCUCAAUGUCGACGCUGUUAGCAGCCUUCGUAGUUCCGCUCCUUCUGCUAUACUCCAGCCGGCGACUUCGACAUCGUUUACCGCCUGGUCCGAAAGGCCUGCCGAUCCUCGGCAAUGUCUUCAAUGCACCGAAAUCAUUUGAGUGGCUAGCAUACCAAGACUGGAGUCGUCAAUAUAAUUCGGAUAUCGUCCAUUUCGAGAUCCUCGGGAUUCACUUCGUUGUCCUGAACUCUGCGCAGGCCACAGUUGACCUUUUCGAAAAACGGUCGAACGUAUACUCUGACAGGGCAGGAUACGAUCGAAACUGGGGCCUGAUGGGAUAUGGUGACUACUGGAGGGCGCACCGUAGACUCUUCCAUCAAUAUUUUCGGCCGGCCGUUGUCUCUACGUAUCAUCCUUCGUCGGCGAAGGCUGUGCGUGAGAUGAUAUCUGCGCUACGCGAUGCACCGGACCGGUUCGUGGAACAUAUCCGCCAUAUGGCAAGGUCCAAUAUCUUGAAGAUUGUGUACGACAUAGAAAUCAAACCUGAAGGUGAUCCCCUUAUUGCGAUCAUAGAGGAGGGUGUCCGGGUUUUCUCGAGAGUCACCGUCGCAGGGGCAUAUCUUGUUGACUCUUUCCCGAUUUUGCGACACAUUCCUGCGUGGUUUCUGGGAGCUCAAUUCAAACGCGAUGCUGCGAAGUGGAGACCGUUUGUCGAAGAGAUGUACAUGCGACCCCACAGGGAAGUGAAAGCUUCAUUCGAUAAUGGCAACACCAAGCCGUGCCUGGUGACCGACGCACUUUUCGAGAUAUCUCGAGACAAAGAUGGCAGAGAUAGUUUGAUUGACGAAGAAGUCGUGAUCGGUACGUUGGGAACGGCGUAUGCUGCGGCAUCCGACACUACCAUCUUGGCCAUGCUCAAUUUCGUGCUGGCUAUAUUGGUGCAUCCGGAGGUGCAAAAGAUAGCUCAGGAAGAGCUGGACAAUAUUGUAGGUCGAGAUCGGCUACCAGAGAUAGAAGAUCGAGAUACUCUCCCAUUCAUCACCGCAGUGAUGAAAGAGUGUCUUCGAUGGAGGCCUCCGCUUCCGUUAGCGCUCCCCCAUCGAUCUGUGGCAGAUGACGAGUAUCGAGGAUUUCAUAUACCCGCUGGGUCAGUUGUCAUCGGUAAUGCAUGGGCUAUUUUGCAUGAUGGGGAGCGGUAUCCGGACCCAGAUGUGUUCAAUCCCCUACGAUUCCUAGACGGCGAAGGGAGGUUGCGCAAAGACGUUCCCGACCCCAUGGACGUGUUCGGUUACGGACGAAGAAUAUGCCCUGGACGUUAUUUCGCGUUGGAUGUUAUAUGGCUGGCGAUGGCGAAUAUACUCGCCGCGUUCUCUGUCGAGAAGCCCGUGGAUGAGCGGGGGAAUGUCAUCGAGCCUACUGGAGAAUACUUGACAGGCACUUUCAGUUUCCCCGCCCCGUUCAAGGCCGAUUUCAAAGUGCGAGGGCGCGCGCGUUGACGUGCCUGCAUGAUGCGAUUGAGGAAGUAGCAUUUUAGUAUGCUGUCGGCACUGUCCGAUGCCUAACGCCAGGUCAUAGAGAAGAGGUUCGCGUGAUCAGACAAUAGGCACGGGUAAAUGGACCUUGUAUGAUAGAGAUGCUGUAGACAUAGCCUUGGAAUAAUUGACAACAGGUAACGAUUGU
This is a messenger RNA of Phanerochaete carnosa HHB-10118-sp, 1672 nucleotides long. RefSeq lists its product as uncharacterized. NCBI's taxonomy places the organism in Eukaryota, Fungi, Basidiomycota, Agaricomycetes, Polyporales, Phanerochaetaceae. Gene Ontology annotation, molecular function: monooxygenase activity; oxidoreductase activity, acting on paired donors, with incorporation or reduction of molecular oxygen; heme binding. The coding region runs from base 1 to 1488 and encodes 495 amino acids. The transcript is spliced from 13 exons. The record is from RefSeq and is a predicted model, not a curated record.